AUGCCUGACCCCGCGAAAUCCGCUCCCGCCCCCAAGAAGGGCUCGAAGAAAGCGGUGACCAAGGCCCAGAAGAAAGACGGGAAGAAGCGCAAGCGGAGCAAGGUGCUGAAGCAGGUCCACCCCGACACGGGCAUCUCGUCCAAGGCCAUGGGCAUCAUGAACUCGUUCGUCAACGACAUCUUCGAGCGCAUCGCCGGCGAGGCUUCCCGCCUGGCGCACUACAACAAGCGCUCCACCAUCACGUCCCGGGAGAUCCAGACGGCCGUGCGCCUGCUGCUGCCCGGGGAGCUGGCCAAGCACGCCGUGUCCGAGGGCACCAAGGCCGUCACCAAGUACACCAGCUCCAAGUAAAACGACC
This is a messenger RNA of Ornithorhynchus anatinus (platypus), 358 nucleotides long. Its product is annotated as histone H2B type 1-O. The record is from RefSeq and is a predicted model, not a curated record. Gene Ontology annotation, cellular component: nucleosome. NCBI's taxonomy places the organism in Eukaryota, Metazoa, Chordata, Mammalia, Monotremata, Ornithorhynchidae. Gene Ontology annotation, molecular function: protein heterodimerization activity; structural constituent of chromatin; DNA binding.